AAAGAACAAGAAUCGAGAGCAAAGAAAUCAAUUGGUUUAUACUAGCUACUGAAAAAGACAUUGGAUAUUGGAUAUUGGAGGCAGAUUUGGACUGGGUUUGAACUUUCAUCGGUGCUUUAACAAGUCGGUACGCGUUGUCAUAAUGAAUAUCCUACAUACUAUGGUUUGUGAUGUUGCCCCAGAUAUACUCCGUUCACUGCCGAUCCCAAAAUCUUUUAGAGAUAUUUUCCGAUUGUCAUUUAAAGAUGUGCUAGCUCUUACUGCUUUUGGUUCAUUCAGUGGGGCCAUUGGCUAUGCAGUAUACACUACUGUAAUGCUUCACCUUGGAAAACGGAAGGUUCCUAUCAAUGAUAAUAUUCGGAAACAUAUAACGAAAUGUGUUGAUGUUGUGGAUAUUGAGUCUAUAACAGACAAAAAGGUAUAUUGUCGGUGCUGGAAGUCAACUAAGUUUCCCUAUUGUGAUGGAGCACACAACAAACAUAAUGAAGAGACUGGAGACAACAUUGGCCCUCUCAUAAUUGAAACCAAAAAGUCGUCGUAAUGAAUCUCAACACAACUUAGUAAUACUUUCCUAAUCGUUUUAUAAUUCUAACUAUAGUUUCGUAGUUGACUGUCUGCACUUUUCUGCAAUAUCGAUCUGUUCCUCACUGAAUGUAAUAAUUUUGAUACAAUACCCAGUCAAAUACAUUGUUAUCU
This is a messenger RNA of Schistosoma turkestanicum, 696 nucleotides long. The record is from the annotation of a GenBank genome assembly. NCBI's taxonomy places the organism in Eukaryota, Metazoa, Platyhelminthes, Trematoda, Strigeidida, Schistosomatidae.